Drosophila subobscura is the source of this 1768-nucleotide messenger RNA. RefSeq names its product 20-hydroxyecdysone protein (gene ImpE2). NCBI's taxonomy places the organism in Eukaryota, Metazoa, Arthropoda, Insecta, Diptera, Drosophilidae. The record is from RefSeq and is a predicted model, not a curated record. The transcript has a single exon. The coding region runs from base 40 to 1611 and encodes 523 amino acids.
ACCUGAAACGCGAGUGAAUAUUUCCAUUGCUGCUAAAAUAUGAAGUCCAUUGCCUUGGUGUUACUCUGCCUGGCGGUUGCCAGCCAGGGACGUGUGCUGCAGCUGCCCAAGGAGGCCAUCGAUAUUCCCGUGACGAUCAUCGAGGAUAAGGAGCCGCCAUUGGCCUUGGCUUUGGUGCAAGAAGAAGCCAAACCGAUUGUGCCAGAGCCUGUCAAGCCGAUCGUUCAAGAGCAGGAGGCCAUACCCAUCAUUGAUGCGCCCAAACCGAUCAUUGAGGAGGCUCUGAAGACGAUCAUCGAAGAGGCACUGAAAGAGGACUCCAAGCCGAUCGUUGAAGAGGCGGCCAAGCCGAUCGCUGAAGAGCCCAAAGUGCAGGAGAAGCUGGAGGCGAUCAAGCCCAAAGAGGAGAUCAGAGCCUUGAACAAGGAAGAAGAGAUCAAGCCUGAAAUCAAAGAGGAAGUGAUCAAAGCGGAGGAGAUCAAGCCUGUCAGCAAGGAGGAGGAAAUCAAGCCUCUGAUCAAGGUAGAGGAGAUCAAACCUGAGCCCAAGGUAGAGGAAAUCAAACCUGAGCUCAAAGAAGAGCAGAUCAAACCUGUGAUCGAGGAGGAACAGAUCCAGCCACUGAUCAGUGACGUUGCAGCCAUCAAAGAGGAACCAAAACCGGAGGAAGAGCCAGCCCAAAUCAUUCUCAAGUCGCUGCCCGCUGAAGACACCGUGGUAGUGCCCGCCGAGGAAGUCGAUGCCAGUCCCGUGGUCGAAGAUCUGGCAGAGCUCGGGGAGCAUGCACAGCCGCAUCUGCGUCAGGCCACCCAGGCCACGCCCACGCAGCAGCAGAGCACCACCCAGGGCAACUUUGUGCAGCAACUCAUCCAGAAUUCGCCCAUCGGGCAGUUCCUGAAUCAGUUCCAGCCACAGCAGCCGGCCCAGCAGGCAGCAGUCCAGCCGCUGGCGGCCGAUGAGGCCGCCCAGCCCACGCCGGCACCGACCAUUCCCGGAUUCCUGAAUCCCGCACAGGCCAUCACCUCCGCCCAGCAGGCGGUGCAGAAUGCCGCCCAGUCGGUGGUCAACUCCACGACCCAGGCCUUCCAGGGCAUCCAGCAGUUUGCCAGCAAUCUGGGCAAUCAAUUCCAGAGCACACUCACGGGUCUGACCAACCCGGGCUCCACCACGCCACGUCCGCCCGGUCCCAUCCAGCAGUUUGUGAGCAACAUCUUCGGCGGUGGCAACAAUGCCACAGCUGCCGCUGCCGCUGCCGCUCCAGCCCCACCGCAGCAGAACCAGAAUCCGCUGCAGGGCAUCAUCAAUUUCCUGGGCGGCAAUCGGCCACAGAAUGCGCCCGCUGUGGCAGCCCCAGCGCCAGUCACUGAGGCACCGGCCAAGCCCGAGGUGGAUGACAAGAUCGAUCCGGCAAACGAUGAGGUGGCGGAGUUCUCCGAGGACCAAAACGAGAUACGCGCCAGCGGGGAGUCCGUUGACGAUUCGUUCGAGGAGGCCAUACCCACCAACGAGGUGAUUGUCGUCAAUGAUGAUGCCAGCGAUGGACGCGAGGUGCUGCUCGAUGCCAUCGUGCAGCCGCUGCCCUUGGCUGCUGUCGAUGCCGUGGCUCUCUAGAGGGAGAGCAAAGAGAGGCAGAGAGAGAGAGAGAGGAUCGAUCGGAUCCCACAACGACUGACGCCAUUUUCGUCGACAUUUUUCGAUUUAAAUUGAGAAUGAUGGAAAAUGUUUCUUUAGUUUUCUAAGUGCAUGCCACAACACAACAACAACAACA